Messenger RNA from Raphanus sativus (radish), 1138 nucleotides. RefSeq names its product UPF0725 protein At2g20620-like. The record is from RefSeq and is a predicted model, not a curated record. Bases 71 to 1021 code for a protein of 316 amino acids. The transcript is spliced from 7 exons. NCBI's taxonomy places the organism in Eukaryota, Viridiplantae, Streptophyta, Magnoliopsida, Brassicales, Brassicaceae.
GUCUAAAGUCUAAAUCUGAGGUGAACAAGAAGGACAAAAGCGAGAGGCAAAUUAGGUGGAGAUCGGGAAGAUGUACGAUGUUAUGCUGGAUGAGGCCAAGCUGUGGCUCGACGAACGGAACGUGGAAUCGUCUUCUUCUCCGCCUGCACUACCAGUAAAAGAAGAUUCUGGCCACGACUACGAGUAUGAUUCAGCCGAGGACGAGAUGGAUCCGGUGGAAGAGGCCAAGUAUCAUCAGCAAGUCAGGGAUUCCGAUGGUUUCGACGUUGAUUUUUGCUAUCAUCCAUUUGGUGGGAUAAUGCCCUGUGGAUGUAAUGAAUCCGACACAGUGUUGGCUAAGCUCGGACUCCACUGUUACAAUAUUGACAAUGGGAAAAAAUUGCAAUUCAGGGCUGUAAAGAAAGUUAACGCAGAAGCCGUUUCAUUUGUGAAUUACUAUAUUACUUUGGAGGCCGUGGAUCCAGACAACAACCAUUCACCUGUUGCUUUCCAAACCUGUGUUUGGGAUUCUGCCACCGAGAACAAAGAGCGCUUGAGACUGAUCACUAAACAAUGCAGGAUAAAGCCUCUAGGGCCUGCUGCUGGAAAUACCGAUGCAGAACGUCGUACCUCAUGGCUAUGGGACCGAGAUGCUGUAGAUGAAUUCUACACAUGUAGGAUGCCCAAUUGGCUACAGGAUGAUGAACUUACCGGACCUAAUAAGCUUCAGUUUCAUGAGGUGAAGGACUCAGAACUGCAGGAUAGCGAAUGGCUCAAUCUAUACGCUGAAAUUGCAUUGUCCUCAGAGCGGCCCUCUUACAUGGAAACUGAUUUGCCGUUGGAGGUGAAGAAAGUGGUGGUGCGUACAAAGGAAGAUGUGGAGCCGAGCAUGAAGCUGAAAUCGAGCAAUGCAAUCUUCUACAUGACUUUCAAAGCCCACAGGGGUCCUGAGUGGAAAGCUAUCAUAAGGCAAACAAGGGAUGGUAUACAAGGACACGUGUGCCUUGAAGUUACAUGCAUGCAUGUUGGGAAAGUAGUGUGAUGCUGAGAUCUAGAAAGAAAUGUCCUCCUCCUCUUCUCCUGUUUAAUGUAUUGGAUCUUUUCAUGUUUAAGUUGCUAAUUAUUGUGUGUGAAUAAAGUCAGCUAACUUAGCUAAAAU